Danaus chrysippus (African queen) is the source of this 852-nucleotide messenger RNA. The record is from the annotation of a GenBank genome assembly. NCBI's taxonomy places the organism in Eukaryota, Metazoa, Arthropoda, Insecta, Lepidoptera, Nymphalidae.
AUGUCAGUAGAUCUGUUACAUUCAGAUUCAUAUAAUUUUAGUUACUUUCAACAAGACGACGUCUGCAGACUUUGCUGGAGUAGGAACGCCUUUACAAAAGUUAUAGGAAUAUCUCCGAAUAUGUCCCCUGCAAAUGAGGAUUAUUUUCAAAAAAUAACAGAAUGUUUGGAUAUAGAUUUAACAAAAUACGAUCAUCCUAACAAAGCUUGCGAUAGUUGUUUAGAUCAAAUUAACAAAUUUCAUGACUUUAGAAAAUUUUGCCAAGAAACAGAUAGGAGGUUGAGGGAAAUUUUCGAGAAUCAAAUCGAUAUAAUCGAAAAUGUUAAAAAAGUCGGAAUACAAAGCACUAUAACAGAUAUCUUUGAUUGUUUACAGUCUGACAGUGAUAAUGAAAAAAAAGAAGUUAAAAAAUCUUGGCGCUACAAGCCGAAGCGAACGCCUACAUAUUGCAAUAUCUGUAGAAUAGAUUUUAAAACUUUAGAAAAAUUCAGUGAACACAGUUCUCAAGAGCAUGGCAUCGAAAGUGGGCUAUACAAAUGUUUUGGUUGUGAAAAGCGGUUCAAAAACCGAAAAACAAGACUUGGUCAUGAGCUGAAAAUAUGUAAAAAUCUUAAAAAUGGGUAUAGAUGUGGCAUUUGUAACCGAUAUCUCCCAAGAAGAGGCUUGUACGAGACACAUAUGAGAGACCACAGAGGGAAUGUGCCGAUAAAACUUCCAAAUGAUCUAUUCAAGUGCAGAAAGUGUGACAAAGUAUUUGAUACAAACGACAAUCUAUCCAGGCAUGUGUCCGAACAUGAUUUGAACGAGAACAAUUAUAUAUGUGAGGUAAGUAAUAUUCAUUUUAAUACAUAA